Molecule: messenger RNA, 1167 nt
Organism: Yamadazyma jaroonii
Lineage: Eukaryota; Fungi; Ascomycota; Pichiomycetes; Serinales; Debaryomycetaceae
Source: the annotation of a GenBank genome assembly
AUGUUUCCAGGUCAAGGUCAUAAUCUGUAUGGAGGUCAAAGACCAUCCAAUGGAUCUUAUCAACAACAAUAUGGAGGAUAUAACAACUAUGGUCCACCACAGGGUGCUCCAAAUAAUUACGGUCCACCACAGGGUGCUCCACCAAAUAAUUACGGUCCUCCACAAGGUGCUCCAAAUAAUUAUAAUCAAAGAGGUACACCUCAAAUGCCUUCAUUCACACCCCAAAGGUUUGAUAGUCGUAUGGAUGCUUCCUUUCAAUACUCUAAUUGUACUGGAAGAAGAAAAGCUUUAUUAGUAGGGAUCAAUUACAUCGGUACAUCAAAUGAAUUGAGAGGUUGUAUCAAUGAUGUAAAGAAUAUGAGUAUGUUCUUAAACGAAAGGUACGGAUAUUCUUGGGAUGACAUGGUGAUCUUGACUGAUGACCAAAGACAAUAUAAUAAGAUCCCCACACGAGAAAACAUCCUUAGAGCUAUGCAAUGGUUGGUUCAAGAUGCUAGACCUAAUGAUUCAUUAUUCUUUCAUUAUUCAGGUCAUGGUGGUCAAACUAAAGAUCUUGAUGGAGAUGAAGAAAGUGGAAUGGAUGAUGUCAUUUAUCCUUUGGAUUUCCAACAAAAUGGUCAUAUUGUUGAUGAUAUCAUGCACGAUAUCAUGGUAAGACCUUUGCCUCAAGGUUGUAGAUUAACCGCUCUUUAUGAUUCUUGUCAUUCAGGUACUGCUUUGGAUUUACCUUAUGUAUAUUCCACUAAAGGAGUUGUUAAAGAACCAAAUAUUUAUAAAGAUGUUGGGGGUGAUGCAUUGGGAGCUGUUCUUAGUUAUGGUCGUGGUAAUAUGGGAGGUGUCUUAUCGGCUGUAGGAUCAAUUGCUAAAACGGUAAUGAAUUCAGGUAGAGUUGAUACCGAUGCUGUUAGACAAAUGAAAGCUUCAUCGGCUGAUGUUGUUAGUAUUUCAGGUAGUAAAGAUGAUCAAACUUCGGCAGAUGCAAGUUUCAAUGGUAAAGCUAGUGGAGCUAUGAGUUAUGCUUUCAUUUCAAUCUUAUCCCAAAAUCCAGAACAAUCUUACAUUUCUUUAUUGAAUAAUAUGAGAAACUUCUUAAGUGGUAAAUAUACCCAAAAACCUCAAUUAAGUUGUUCCCAUCCUACUGAUAUGAAUUUGAAAUUUAUUAUGUAG